AUGCCUCAAAACAAGAAGAGUAAAGACGGCCGCAGCGCCUCCUCUGGCUCUACCCUCGACCAGUCGACAGCAGGUGCCAGCGAUGCCGCGUCACCCUCUCCAUCAGUCGUGCCCGACCAAACGUUCCCAGGCAAAUCAUGGGCCAGCAUCAUCGAAGGUGAGAGUGCUCCUCCAACAAUGACCAAAAAGGACCAUUUGAAAGCAUUCGGCUCUGAAGAUGAGAUGCAAAGCUGGGCACAUGGAGCUUUUCUCUCUACUUCAGUACAUGACUUGCACCUGAAAAUAUGGGACGAUCUUUCAGCACAGAUCCAGUUCUUUGUCAAGCUUGUCUUCCCGCCCAAAUGCAUUUGGAACCUUCUGGAUGAAAACAUCAAAGCUCAGCUGCUGGCCAUCUCGCCAAGGGCCGCAGAGUUUUGUGAGGACCCAGAAUACAGAGGCUGUUGGUUACUUUUCGGAGCCUGGAUCUGGCACAUACUCCAUGAGAAUCUGUUCUCUCUGGACUGCAGGGACAAAUGGUCUGGUGCGGAAUGGGCUGCUUUCGGGUGCCCUCGACAAUCUCUAGGCGGACACAUGGAAAACGAGAGCAACGCGAAGACACAUGCCUAUCACGCCGACCGACACAACCUGGCUCGUAAUAUAUACCUGCGCCAAGGCCCACACACAUGUCCCGAACGCCUGAAGAGAAUCAUCAUGUUGGCCAUCAAGCCUGUCGUGGUUUUUCGCUACCAUGAUGAGAAUUCUGUGUCAUCGUCAGAUCUCCUGUCAGAUCACGAGCCAGAGCCAAACACGAAGCCUUUUGAAAAUGCCCUCUCUGAGAUGGUCGAGCUUGCCAUCGAAGCCGACUUCAACAUUGUAGCCUCGCCGCACGAUACCCGGAUCGAGAUGCAUGAUCCAGAGACUGGAAAGAAUCAUGGGUUUGUCUUCAAACCCGGGCCAUCCAUGGAGGCCCACAUGCCUUCCCACAAUGAAUACAGUGGCAUGCCUGUUGAUUUCAUUGUUCGGCCGAUGCUGCGCACUUAUGGGCAGGUGAAGCAUGUACAUUUACCCUCACAGGGCGAUCCUAACUACCAACGCAACCAUGCCUAUGACUUCGGCCACUGUGAGCGAACAAAACCAAUGGAGGUGUUAGUCAACCAUUUUGUGUUUCAUGAGCAGGGCCAGUCUACCGAGGCGUCUGGGCCCGGCCAUGAACCUAGAAGUAUUGCGAUACGGGGGAAACGGCCACAUCUAGCCAACGACAAACUCGAUUAA
Molecule: messenger RNA, 1251 nt
Organism: Clonostachys solani
Lineage: Eukaryota; Fungi; Ascomycota; Sordariomycetes; Hypocreales; Bionectriaceae
Source: the annotation of a GenBank genome assembly